This is a messenger RNA of Rhizoctonia solani, 1338 nucleotides long. RefSeq names its product acetate kinase. NCBI's taxonomy places the organism in Eukaryota, Fungi, Basidiomycota, Agaricomycetes, Cantharellales, Ceratobasidiaceae. The transcript has 7 exons. The record is from RefSeq and is a predicted model, not a curated record. Gene Ontology annotation, biological process: phosphorylation; acetate metabolic process. Gene Ontology annotation, molecular function: acetate kinase activity. Bases 1 to 1338 code for a protein of 445 amino acids.
AUGUCGAUAGAAAUGUUGCUGGCCGUGAAUUGUGGAUCAUCGUCCAUCAAAUUCAAGUUGUAUUCUUUUUCCGACCUCGAUGUUCUCAUAUCUGGGACAGCAUCCAAUGUGGAAGUCAAAGGGGCAAAGCCCUCGAUCAAAUAUAUUGUCUACGAUCAGGGAAAGGGCGAGGAGGAGAAAGUAAGCGAGGAGGAGAAGGAGGGCAUGUCAUACGAGGAUGUAUUCGAGCGGGUUAUUGCACUCAUCGAAGGUUCUUCUUCAAAACAUUUUGUUGAAACCGCGGGUUCCAAGUCGAAACCUCGUGUCCGGGAUCUAGUCAAAGUAGUUGCACACCGCGUCGUUCAUGGGGGCACUGCCGCCGAGCCUAUGGGGAUCUGGCCGGGGCAUGAACAAGGGUUGGAGGAAAUGGAUGCUCUUAGUGCAUUCGCCCCUUUACAUAAUCACUUCGCUGUUCAAGUCGUUCAGUUUUGUCUCAAGCACAUUCCCAAAGGGCGACAGAUUCUCCUCUUUGAUACAAUGUUCCAUUCGACUAUUCCUGCCCAUAUUUAUACGUAUCCUCUAGGGCCGAGCUCUGAGAAGACCCCUAUCCCCCUUCGAAAAUACGGUGCACAUGGUCUCUCUUACGCAUCCAUCCUUGACAAUGUCUCUUCAUACCUGAAUAAGCCAAAAGAACAAUGUACACUUGUCAUUGCUCAUCUAGGAAGCGGGGCCAGUGUUUGUUUGGUCAAGGAAGGGAAAAGUUGGGACACCAGUAUGGGUCUGACUCCACUUGAUGGCCUCCCAGGAGGCACCCGUACGGGCUCGGUCGACCCGGUUCUAGUAUUCCAUCACACGCCGAACGCUUCCGAGGGUGUUGAAAUACCGGGCGGACAUUGCGCACGUGGAGAAGUCGUUCUUAACAAACAGGGAGGACUCCAGGCCCUGGCUGGCACGUCAAACUUUGGGGAGAUCUCCUCCGCGAUAGAAGAGGGCGCGGGCGGCGAGGAGACGAGUGGUGCCCAGCUGGCUUACGACGUUUUCCUGGAUAGGCUCAUGAACUAUGUCGGUGCCUAUGUGGUCAAGGCAAAGGGACUCUCGUCAGGUUUAGACGCAAUUGUGUUUUCGGGCGGGAUCGGCGAAAAGUCCGUCCGCCUUCGAGCAGAUGUGGGGAAAAUGUUCUCCUGGAUAGGCUGUAAAGUGGAUCAAACUGCAAACGAAGCGGUGGGCAACGAUAAGCAAACGGUAACCGAGAUCACAGGGAAGGAUAGUGGCCUCCGAAUGUUGGUUUGCUUGACGGAUGAAGAAACUCAAUGUGCCAGGAUGGCCAAACAUGCGUAUGAGAGCAAGGAAAUGAAAUAA